Messenger RNA from Micropterus salmoides (largemouth bass), 2638 nucleotides. RefSeq names its product nucleoporin 88 (gene nup88). Gene Ontology annotation, cellular component: nuclear pore. The record is from RefSeq and is a predicted model, not a curated record. Bases 34 to 2193 code for a protein of 719 amino acids. Gene Ontology annotation, molecular function: protein binding; structural constituent of nuclear pore. Gene Ontology annotation, biological process: ribosomal small subunit export from nucleus; mRNA export from nucleus; protein import into nucleus. The transcript has a single exon. NCBI's taxonomy places the organism in Eukaryota, Metazoa, Chordata, Actinopteri, Centrarchiformes, Centrarchidae.
CCAUGGGCUGGCUGAGACAGGCGGCGGUUCAAGAUGGCGGCAUUCAGCGGUGAACGAUGGCUAAAUGAUUUACCAAAUCAUGCAAUUUUCAAAAACAUACGAGAGAAGUUGGACUUGGAAGCUAACGCAAAUGAAAGGGGGGUCGCUAAAAACCUUACCUUUUGUUUGGGUGGGGACUUUUUCGUGUGGGACGACGCCGACCGCGUGUUUUACACGACCAACUUGCGACAGCUAAACUCGGAUGAGAGUCGCAGUAGCGGGAACUAUCAAGCAUUGCUGUGCAUUAACCCUCCUCUUUUCGAAGUGUGCCAAGUGCUGCUAAGUCCAACGCAGCACCAUGUCGCGCUCGUCGGGCAGCGAGGCGUCUCGGUGCUGGAGCUCCCUCAGCGGUGGGGCAAGAGGUCCGAGUUCGAGGGCGGAAGGAGCGAAAUCAACUGCAAGACCAUCCCGGUGGCAGAGCGCUUCUUCACCAGCUCACCGUCAGUGAAACUGCGGCAGGCGGCUUGGUACCCCAGCGAGACCGAUGAGCCCCACUUGGUGCUGCUCACAUCCGACAACACCAUCAGGUUUUACGGCUUGAAGUCGCCCCAGACGCUGACCAAAGUCCUGCCAGUGUCGCAGUCGGAAGAUGACAGCAGCGUCCAUCAUCCAGUCCGUUCAUAUGCAGCAUCUCUAGGCGAGAUAGCAGUGGCGUUUGACUUUGGGCCGAUUUCGUCCCCCCAUCGGAAGCUGGCAGCACAGUGCUCCAAAGAACAGCUGGUCUACCCUCUGUACAUCCUCUACGAAAAUGGGGAGACGUAUGUGAGCUACACGAGCCAGGCAAACGGCGUGAGUCUAAGUAAACCCGUUGGACCCCUUCCGAUGUAUCCUGCAGCAGAGGAUAACUAUGGCUAUGAUGCUUGUGCCAUUCUCUGCCUGCCAUGUGUGCCCAGCAUCCUGGUCAUCGCUACUGAAACAGGCACGCUGUAUCACUGUGUGGUGCUGGAGUCUGAUGAAGAGGAUGAGACAGGGGCAGUGGAGAAGUGGAUCCGGGGAACAGAGGCAGUGCCUGCUCUCUAUGUAUUUGAGUGUGUUGAGCUAGAGCUCACCCUUAAAGUAGCCACAGGAGAGGAUGAGGAGCCUCAAGAGUUUGAUUUCACCUGUCCAAUCAGACUGCACAGAGACCCCUUGUGUGAGCACAGGUAUCACUGCACCCACGAAGCAGGAGUGCACAGUGUGGGUCUAAUCUGGGUCAACAAGCUGCAGAAGUUCCUGCGGUCAGAUGAGGAGGAUAAGGACAGUAUCCAGGAGCUGGCUGCUGAGAAGCGCUGUAUUGUAGAACACAUUCUUUGUACCAGACCACUUCUAACCAAUCGGUCAGCUCCAAUUCGUGGCUUUUUGAUUGUGUCUGACCUUUCCUUGGGCGCCACUAUGAUCUGCAUUACCAGCACCUAUGAGUGCAUCCUUUUGCCCCUGCUGAGCUCCAUUCGCCCUCCCUCUCCUCCCCUGCUUUGUUCCCAUCCAGGUCCAGGCUCUGGAAGCUCCCCUCUGCGUGGGCUGGCUGACGACUCCUUCGAGCAGCACAUCCGCAACAUCCUGGUACGUAGCUCUACCAAUCCUCUCGUACUUAAGGCUGGGGACAAGGACACGUCACCACCACCUCCAGAGUGUCUGCAGCUCCUUAGCAGAGCCACACAGGUCUUCCAUGAGGAGUACAUUCUCAAGCAGGACAUGGCCCGUGAAGAGAUGCAGAGAAGGGUAAAACUCCUGACAGGUCAGAAGAAAAAGCAGCUGGAAGAGUUGUCUCUGUGCAGGGAGGAGAGGAUGAGUCUGAGAGAGGCAGCAGAGAGGCUGGCUGAUAAGUACGAAGAUGCAAAGUAUCGUCAGGAAACCAUCAUGAACAGGGUUAAAAAAGUGCUGGGCAGCCUGCAAAGCCAACUACCCAUACUGUCAAACAGUGAAAAGGACAUGAAGAGGGAGCUGCAGACCAUUGGCGAUCAGCUGAAACACUUGGACAACCUCAUCAGACAGGUGAAGAUGAAGAUGGAGUACCAGAAGAAACAAGUGGACAAGGAUGUGCCUGCAGCCAGGACAACAGUUUCACUCAAUGCCCACCAGAAGAAGGUUGUUCAAGAUGUGAUCCGCGAACAGGGACAGCAAAUUGGUGACAUGAUGAAACAGAUCAAAGACAUCAAAAACCAUUUCAGUUUCUAAGCACUGCAGAAAUCACUAAAAUUGUAUUGCAAACUAUUGGGGGACAUUAUUCAAAUGAUGUUUUGAAUACUGUUAUUGAAUUGAAUUUUGUGACAUUUGAUGAGAAACUGGAAUGAGUGCUUUUGUCAUAAGUUCAUGUGCCAUGAAUGGGUAUUGGAAUGAAAACAUUUUAUAUACGCUGAUAUAACUUUACCUUUGAUACUACAUGUUGUUUGCCUCUUAAUAGGGAUACGAUAGGUUUGCCUUCCUGUCAUGCAUAAAGUUUUGCUUUUUUUUCAGUAUUUUUAAGUGUUAAGAGUUUGAGUCAGUGAUUUAGUCAGCGCAGAAUAUAACAUGUAUAGGCAGGUAAAAUGGGAAAUAUUUUGAUGAAUAUAUUUAGCAUAUACAUUUUCAACAUGGUUUGCUCCCUUUUUGGAUUAAUAAUAAAACUUAAAGUUCUCUGUAA